CUCGUUACUUCGGGUAUCUAUGAGUAACGAGUACUCGAGUUUCGUAUGAUUACUUUUUCAACACCACCAGUGACCACUGACAUGUGAUAGUGAUCGCCAACCUAACUUUUGUUAUUUGUUAUUAUUUUGUUUCUUUUUAUCUUAGUUUUCCGUUUAUUUUUUUUUGUUCUGGAUAUUUUCUAUGAAAAGUAUAUGAAAACCAUAAUGGUUUGGUGAAUUUAGUGAUGUUAAUCUAAAUCCAGGGUUUAAAUCCAAUCAUAUACAUGCAGGCAAGAAAAAACUUGAAGCUCUGCUAACAUGGACAGUGACGACCUACUGGGGCCUCUGAAUGAAUCUAAAGACGACUACCACUCAUCCGAUGAAGAGGAUGAGUGGUCAGAUGGUUCAAGCUACAGUUCCUACUAUUCAGACUCCAACAGCACUGCACCUGACUGGGAGCCUUAUGUGGACGACUUCACUGGUGAACUUCUCUAUAUUGAGUGCCAUCCUUUUGUUGUUCAACAUAAUAAGGAUAACAAACCCAGUAGCCAUAGAGAAUUUUUCACCAAAAGCCAUUUAAGACAUAGUACUAGAGGCAAAUUCUUAAGACUCAUCAGAAAAAGGGAAAGUAAGAGGAAGAAGAAAAAUCAGAAACCACUUGAAGUUGCUGAUACCUCAACUACAUCAAAAGUUAAAUUUCAGGAUUCUCAAGAUGGUGAAGAAAAAGAGGUUUUACUAGAAAUAGAUGCUGAAAACAGACAUAACUUGAGCAGUGACAAGUCACUUGCUGAAUCACUCCUUGGACUAGUUGUUAGUGCUCUUUCAGAUGGUAAUCGGGUGAUGAUUGCAGGGUUUUCAUAUGACAGUAAAGCUAAACAUGAAAGGAACAUCAAAAUUGGUGAUUGGCUUAAGAGCAUCAAUGACAUUGAAGUCAAUGUUGACAACUUAGACGACAUCCUACAGAAAUUCAUCAACAGGGAUGUUGUGUUAUUGAAACUUCAAAGGGUCACUGGAGUAGAUGUUACAAAAGAUCCGCCCAUAAAUGAAUUGAACAAUGAGUCAAUAUUUGUUAAGGAGUUCCUUUCAAAUCUCUCUAAUGUAAAAGAUGAGCAGCGGCUGAUGCAUGUGCUAUGUGCGAGGCUUGUAGGUAUGGUUUACAUCAAUACAGAAAACUUGAAAGAAAGCAACAAAGACAAUGAGGAUAUUGUUUACUGUUUUCCAACACCAGUGAAAAGUAACGUCUUGUCUACCACAAGAGGCAUGUACAUCACCUUGAACCACCUGUUGAAUGAAAUAACCAAAUCAAAGCCUCAGGUGUCAUCGAUAGAUCACAAUGGACAAACAACACACAUUGCAUACAACAACUUUGGUUCGAAGUUGCUUCUGUUCAUGUUGCCAGAUGUUAUGGCUUCCCGUGAUGAUACUUUGCUGAUCAGCAAAAAAAUUGUUAGGUUGCUUGAGUUUACGUAUGAUUCCAUAGACAGCUGUUUUGCUGAUGACCUCAACAUAUGCCAAUUGAACCACUUUCUAGCUAGGUUUUUUGCUGGAUCACUAGGAGGUGAUGUGUGGUGUACUAUACAACAGUUGCUUGAAACUGAAGAGGAUGAUCUGAUCAAGCCUAAGAAACAAUAUUACUUUGAAGAUCUAUUGUCUGUAGUGCCUGUUAUCAACUUAACAGAUGAAGCUAACAUGUUAGUUGAUGAUGCAUUGACAGAAUUAGAAGCCAGUGACUAUAGAGAAUGGAAUGAAGAACCGCUGGACUGCCAACGUUUAUUCACCAUCAUUGGAAGUGCUUACUAUCACUCAGGAUACUUGGUGACGUCACAUUUCAUUGAAGGCGAUUUGAUAGACGUGAAUACAUAUUGUAAACUUCACGGAUAUUUUCACUUAUCGAAGUCUGAACCUGUAAAGUCACUAGUUCUGUGGAGGGAAGUGUUUCCAGUGUCAUGCAGGAAGACUGAUGAUAAAACAAUCAAAUGUCCUGAGGGGAAGAGGUACUUGCUUAUUGUGGGGAGUGGUAAGGAUUUAUUGACCGUCAUAAUGGAGGCGGGAGGUUGUACAGAACCAGCAGAGAACAACAUGGGACCAGAUGCGUUUUACGUUGAAGAAGUUCAAGCAACUCUUGCACAUAUCCAAGAGGUUGGAAUCAGUGAAUUGGCCAACCGAAUUUUAUCCACAGAUUCGAAUGAGCAGAUAGCUUUACCUGUACCAAAUGUUAGUAAGAAAAAGGGCGAAUUUAUCAACAUCAAUUUUUCUAAAGCUACUAGUAGUGCUAAGGAUCUGAUAAGCUCUCCUAAAAAGAACGAAGUUACGUCGAUACUGAAACGGAGGAGUUCCGAUCAGAACUUUAUUAAUCAUCAGGGAAGUUCUUCAAAUGUUUCAGUCGCUGACGAGUAUUAUGACAGGCAGUCUGAAGGCUCAGAGUUGAGUCAAGGGGGUUACAGUGAGAAAAGCGAAAUUAGCGAUGACUCAAGUAAAAACUUUAGAAGGGUACAGUAUGACGAUGACUCCGAUACUGAUGGUGACCAUGGUGAUGACAGUCAGCUGGAUUCCAGUUUUGAUGUUCCCGAUAUAAGACAAUCUCUUGACAGUGAAGAAUAUAGGCUGGUACAAUUAACUGCAGGUCAAGAGAAUGUGUUGAUCCAUUUCAGUGAAUUGAAUAUAACAAGGGGUGUUCUGUUGUACCCCCUGGAACCACGUAUUACAUCGCAAACGUACGAAGUUAUAGUACCCAAUUUUAAAAGAUGUAGUUUAGAGAUACAUAGGAUGUUCCAAAAUACUUUAAGAUUCACGAAUACCCCUACUCAAGAAAUUGCUAAAUCAAUGAUGAACAAAAGCCUGGUAGGGAUAAAAGAAUAUGGUAUUCUUUUUGAAUGUCCUUAUUUGGAUGCAAAGGAUAAGAAAAACAAGAUAAAAUACUGGGUUAUAGGGAGACUGUUCAGUAAUCAUCAUGCUAAGGAAAUAUACGUCUGUUAUAGAGAUGGAAUCCCUCAAAAUCUCAUAGACAUUGCAUUCAAAAUGGAAAUGUCAGAUAUGUAGUAGGCAUAAAGUUAGAAGAAACAAAAUUAAGUUGCACACUUCGAGAAUUUGACCCUUGACUUUCCCAGCAUUGAAAUUAAAAUAAUCUUUUGUUUUUCAAACGAAAGAUAAAAUUAUGGCGUCUAGUAGGUUGACUCUGCACUUCCCACAUAACACUGCCAUCAGUUAAAAAGUUAAUUAAGAACAUGCAUAACAACGGGAUUAAAUGGAUCUAUUCAGUCAAAUAGUCAUACAAUUAGAACCAUCAAUUUGGCAACGCUGCGAUGUAGAAAUUUCUUCUCUGCCCUACGGACAAUCCGACAACGAUGGGAUCGUUGAGUUGAGUAAACCUUGCCAAUGGUAGCGGCCAGCACGUAACAGGCAUACCGCACGUAUACAUAACUGCCGUGUCGUGCUGUUGUGGCGCGCCUCUCGGUUGAUGUAACUGAUGUUCGUCCUACUUGGGUUAUUGUUAGUGUAUUUUAUUUCCGAUCUUGCAAAGAUUCAAAAAGAAUAAAGGGUAGAUUUGUCAACAAUCUAAAAUAAUUAUUUUGUAUAUAUCGUGGCCAUAUCGUAGAAUUGACCAUUUCAUGAAAUGAUCGAGCACUUCACGAAAUGGCCAACCAAAUUUGACCAUAUCCUUAACUCGUCAACGUUUAAUGAUUUGGUCAUCCAUGAUUGAUAUCAUAAAAUAAGGUGUCCCUAGAAUAUUUAAUAAAAACCCAGAAUAUAUUACGUACUCGUUUAUUGUUAUUUAAGUUCGAAAACCAAUUUGAUUAAAUUUAAUAACUUUAGGAACAUAAAUGAAAAUGAUUAUAUAUUUUUUGAACAUAUCAAAUAUCACAAAUUUAUUACCUCGCGUGGUCAUCGUACUUAACGUAUAACUUAAAAAUGAAAUAAAAACUACGAUAUGUUAUACAUACGCAAAAUAAUAUAGUAGUUCAAUAGACAAUAUUUUAGCUGGCACUCGAUUUUGACUUCCAAUAAAUGAAUGAUAAUAUAAGUUCUGAACUCUACGGCUUUUUGACGUUUUGAUCGGUACUUGCGUGACCCGCGUAGUGCUUGAUAACUCGAGUAACGUUUUGUCGUAAUGUCUUUUAAUCUCACUUUUGUCAUUUGGUAACGAAUUAUUAGAAUUAUCACUUCGAAAAACAACUUUAGUAUUAACGACCUCCUUGUUGAAAUGUAAACAAAACGCUGACAGCUGGGUAAUUAACGUAAAUAAAUAAUAUUUAGUAAAUAUUUUACAAUUUGAUCAAACAUGCUUCACGAUUUCAUGAAGUAGCUGCGCGUUUAGUUGAUAAUAUCGUUUAACGAUUUGUUGUCAUUGAUCUGGCCAAUAGUUAAUGAUACAUUUCAUGAAAUAGUCAAUUUUACGACCUUUGAGGACUUUUGCUGGAUCAUUUGUAAAAAGGAAAAUAUGUUUAGAUUUUGUAUGGCCAAAAGUGCGAAAUCGAACCCCGAUCUACCGCAUGAGACAUAAGGACACUAACCACUAAACUACACUAACCUUCUACCAACGGAUUGCCUAUUUUGCACACAAACGCUGUACCGUGAAAUGGGGUGAAAUUGAUCACUUACAAACGUUAUAUUGGAAUAUCUUUUUCAAAUCAGAUAUAAUUAGAUACAUUCAGAAAAGUUGAUGAAGAAUAACACCGUCCGAAACUAUCCUCAUUAUUGCUCAUUACCGGGGAGCUUAUUUUGCACAAAAGUAAGCAAAAACUACACGAUCACUCUGCUUGUUACUACUGAACAACGUAUUGGUUCCAUCGCGUUCGAGCAGUUGACAUCCAACGCGCGAAAUCCAAAAAUUCCUAGACUGGAAAUAGUUAUUAAAGUCACCUCGUGAGAUCAAUGUCACCCCAUUUCAGGGUAUACAAAUCGAGUGUUCACUUACACGUGAUUGACUAAUUUGAAUGAAAAUCGGUUAUUGUGACAUAAGUGCAUAUAGCCUCGCGCACUUUUUAUGAACCAUGAUAACUACUAUAGACAUGUAGUACUUUAUUUUUGUAUCAUAUCAAAUAAUGAUUUUUCAUAGGUAAAUUUUUGAUACCUUAUGAUAAAAUUAUCAUGGUUCAGUCGACUUGUUAAACUCUAAUAAAUUAUACGCCCAAACCGAUAUCAUGAAUCACUCUGUCCACUGGUGAAAAUUGUAUGAAAAUCCGUUGCGUAGUUUUUGAGUUUAUCGCGUUCAGACAUAUUGACGCGGUGGGGAUCGUAAUAAUGUGUAACGACAGUUGCGCUGUCGCGGCUGCUGGAACUAAGGUACAGUCGGGUAAUAUGGUCCAGUUUCAGUCCGAGAGCAAUAAAAAAAUAAAUGCCAACAACUAAAAAAAAUAUUUUUAUUCGCAACGUGUAGAAGAACUAUAAAGGAAAUAAAAUUUUAUCCAAAAACAUCAAAAAAAUCAGAAACAUGGGAAAAACAGCAAAAACAAAUAUGUGUCAUUUGGGCCAUAUUUCUGACUUUCGCUGAAAUAUGGCCCUCAAUUAACUUAAUUCAGACGAAUAAUUAGGGCAAUAAAACACUUCUGUGUCCUCGGCAGUCAAUCCAACGCAUAUUUCGUGGAUCCACAAUAGGCAACUGGCGCACUGUCGCAUAUCACUUACAGAAUUCUCAUUGCACACACCACAUAGCCAAUUUUCUUUCGGCUUUGAUUGGCUUUUUGACGACUUCGUUGAGUUUGCUUGAGAUGAAUGUUCGGUAAAUAUCUCUCUUUUUAACAGCUGCACUUUAUAAUUUAAUGCCUUCCUUUUUGGUCUUGAUUUCACUGUUACCAUAUCAGGCGUUUUCAGGAUAUCUGAGAAAUUCAAUUUUUUCUCAGGUGCUGAACAUUUUGCUACUUUACGGAGUCCUGCAUUUUAGUCUUGAUAAUAGUUACAUUUAAAAUAUUAAUUUUUUUAUUCGUAUCAGAUGUAAUAGCAGACGCUAAUUGAUUAGUCCAGUGAGAAUAACCAGCACUCGAUUUUUCCUCUAUUUUCAUUCUUAUUGAUGGAUUAUUAUUCUUAAGGAAAUAUGCAAGUGGCAGAUCAUCAUCUGAGCUAAUAUAACUUUCCGGUUCAGCAUCCAUCACUUCAGGAAUGUCUUUAUUCCUCUUCGAUAUUUUUGGAUGCCGCCUCAAAAAACUUUUAUACCACGUGAACCCAGGCAUCUCUCUUGAACUAUUGAAUUUAUGUGAAAUAUUGUUGUUAUACAAAACAGGUAGACACUUCUUCGCACGGAUUUUGGAGUGAGUGGUAGUCCUAAACGAGAGAGCUUUAAAAUGCGAGCUUCCAACUCUCCCUCUUGUUCGAAAGUAAGUAAAGAUUUACGACCUAAUAUUCUAUCGCUAAGACCAGAUUUUAUAUGAUUCCGUUCUAGGAAUUCCGCAUUUUUGCUCCACGUAUCGUUGGCUUUUACCGCUCCUAAGAAGUUGUACCUAGUGCCUCCGACAUCAUAUCUUGAGUCCAAUUUACUCGAACUCCCCUACAUAAUUUCCCCAUUUUCGACCUGAAAAACAAAAAACUGAAUUAGGAUAGAAGGAUGAAAUGGUCAAAAAUAUGGCCCACCGCCAUGCAGAAAUUUGGCCCACUGGCUGGGCCGUAUUUCUACCUAUGUACAAGAUUCAUAUUUUAGGUUAGAUUUUUGUAACCUAUAAAGAUACUUUAGCAAGUUUUACGAAGGUUAAGGACUACUGUUUCUAUUGCAUGUAAGCACUUACCUUUAACUGUAUUAUACCCUGCAAUAUUUCACUUUCAACUUUCACCAAAAUAAUAAUGUAUCAACUCCUAAGGAACAGUUGCGGCUUACGUGCAGAACGGAAAGAGCGCGGAAUUCUGAAUUAUAAAUUAAACCUCAUUUACCGACAUGACUGAACUUUAAAAUAACGAAUCUAUGCAUCAACAGAUGUCACUACAGAAAAAUAUAUGAGCAGUGGGCCUUAUUCAUGCCUGGGCCAUAUUACUCGAAUGUACCUUAUUUCAAGUUUUAAUGGUAAAUGUAGAAGAGUAUAAAAUCGCUAAAUAAUUGUUUUUGAAUAAUGUUUCUAAAAGGGCAAUAUUUUUCUACCUGACCAUACUUUUUGACAUUUUUGAGCUAUUUGGAAGUAGUGCUGUCAGAUUUCUUCCAAAUUCUGCUUGAUGUAAUGUAAAUUGCCGAGGUGCGUACACUUUUAUCAGUCAUUCUUGCAUGAUUUUGUGAUUAUGCUGACGAGAAGAUAUAGUAAAGACAUAGCUAAUUUAUCCAAGAUAAGGCCACAAGUACACCUAUUGCCCGUUUAAAUGCUCCAUUAGGAAAUAUCCAAAAAUAUGCUGGUUUCUCGGAAACAUCAAAAAACGGAGCGUGAUCGUUUUUUUAUUUUAUUUUACCCGUAUCUCCGCCGCGUUUUUCGUCUUUGACAUAGCGACAACCUAGGAUCAAAAUUUCAUCGAAAUCCGAGUGCUACUUAGGGGGGUUAAGGAUUAGCACUCACUCAGCAGACCAACAAAAAUUAAUGGUUUUUCAUGAUAUACAUGUCUGUAUCAUCUUUUAUUCAAAAUUUCUCGCGAUUACAACACUUCCUCGUCAAUUGGGGUCGCAAGUAAUAUGCAAAGAAGUGAUCCAGUAAAGAUUUCAGCCUCACAGUACAAAUAUUUUUCAUGUUUCGAUUUUCCAAGCUGAAUUUGAAUUGAUGUGCGGGAUGUAUAGGCUCAACCUAUUCGACUUAGUACAACACAAAUGAGGGGUUCGGGUGUGAAAUCUGGUAUGUAGCACAAACCUCGUCUUGAAUAAAGCGAAGUUUAAGUUUUGAAAAUAUUUUAGCCAUUAAACUAAUGCAAUAAUAGCCACACAUGGGGCUUUUACAAUAAAUGCACAAAGUUGGUUCAAACAAUUUUUUAGUAAGGUGAAUCUGAUCAUUUUUUACAAUUAGUGCAUGUACUUACCAUUCUUUGGAUUAUGUUUGUUGCAUAAAUGAAAACCGAAAUAAAAUAAGUAGGCAUUUGAACACAAAGUUUAUUAAAAAUAAAAUCUUUUUCCUUACAAAAUUGUUUAAAUUAAAACGAGAAACUUGUCUAUUCUUGUUUCACUGUGUAUUCUGCUUCAGACCUCUGUAAAAAGAGUGAUAUGCUUGAGGAAUCCAUUGCAAGCAAGACAUCACAUGCUCAUGUUUUGACUUCUCUAUUUCUAGAGACGAAUCAUACUUAUUAUUUAAUAAAUGGAGCUUAAAAGGUAGCAGGUCGGCCCCUCUUUUCAAUGAACCAGGUGCAACUAGAUCAUGAUAAGUGUCGGGGGCAUGUAAAAUUGAUAGAUUUUUUGCAGAAAGCUCCACUGUAUUUCUGAUACUGAACGUUGUUGCAUUCGGUUGUUGAAAAUAUUCUCGCAACUUAUUAAUUUGUUUGAAAUCCUCUUGAGCCAUCCUAUAAACCUGGAAUGCUGGUUUCUUUGGUGCCUUCUGCAACACUUCCUCCCAACUCGUCGGAUUGGAAACAAACUGACAAUGGGCCCUUACGUACUUCUCUACCAUGGCAAAAUCUCUGUGAGACGAUAACAUAGUGUGCCCCAUGUGUAUUUGUUUAAAGUGGCCUAAUCCGAGCCAAACAGAUAAUGUCCAAUUCUUGUUUUGCCACCCGCAAUUGUCAGAGAUAGCAAUGAGUUUUCACCUCUAAUGUUAUGUUCAAAAUGUUUUAGCAAGCAAUUCCCAAUUUCGUCAGCACCUCUGCCUGCUGUAGAUUCAUCCCACAUGUAAAGGUAUCCUUGCGAAGGAUGCAGGCCAUGAAUGAAAGUUAUAGCAGAAUAUUUUUUUGUAAAACGUUGGACCAGUGAAAAGUUUUGGGGUGAGCAAUGCUUGUUGUAAGUCAAAAGUUAUUGCGUAUGUUCCAGGAUUUUCCAGUGCCUCUUUUCGUGCAUUAUUGAUAACAUCUUGCUCAGCUUUAGCUUUUCUAUGGUGUAACUAUAGUUCUGUUGUUAACUACUUCAAUUUGUCAUUAUCGUUGUUAGCUUUAGCUUAUUUUAUUCCAACGUUGGUAGAAUCGCAAACACCGCUCGAAUCUGUUUUAGGAGACUUAAAACUGAUAUUGUACUCUUCAAUAGAAGUGCAUCUAAAUUUGUCAAGAGAAACAGGUAUCUUUUGGUUUUCUAAGCACCCAACCUGAUAAACCUCAUAGCAAUGUUUAUGUAUGGUAUACAUACUCCUUUGUCAUAAACAUACGAUUUCGGUUAUCACUUCUCAAAUAAUGGCUAUUUUUGGCAACCAUUGGAUAAAUGAACGAACCCAAUUUAACUGUUCUUCAUUAUAUUUUCUUUUGUGUGCUUUAUAACGGCCUCCCUUAUCCACAACUGGUGUAUUAUACCCUAGUGCGAUUUUAGCUGCUAUAUUCUCUAUUCUUCCCCGACUUCCAUGCAAGCCAUGGAUAUUCAUACACGCCUUUUUGCAUAGUCUCCGCAUACUACUACCAAAUACUUUUUUGUCCAAUGACGUCUGGAAGGUGCAUCUGUUUUAGUCUGUCGUUUUACUUUCCCAUAUUUUAAGCAACCAAAUAAGUAAGCAUUUUGAACAUUCCUAUUCUCCAUCUUCCAAAAUUCCGUGAAAAUUUUGGAGCGCUCCGGUAAUGUUACAAUGCCAAAACAUUUUUUCUUGCAAUGGCAGCUUGGCCCUUGUCUCCUUGUUGGAACAUCUCGACCUUUUCCCCUGUAGGUUUUAUAGGUUUCUCCAUGGUUUCGCGGCUUCUGAUUUCUAAUCUGAUUAUUCAAAGCAUUCUUGCACUUUCGGCCUUUUUUUUCUUGUUCAUGAUUUCCAUCCUAAACCAAAAGGCAUAGUUUGCACUACAAUGUAAAACAUGGUAUCUACACCAGAUACCAUUAUUCACCCACAUAUACAUCGUGAGAUGUAAAAAAUUUGUAUCUGCAGUAGUUAACACUGUUUACCUUAGAUAACCUCAAAGUAUGAACAAGCUAGGAUUGAAACUUGAUUGUUCAUCGGUUGAGUAGGGAUCCUGUUGUGACGAAUUUUCACCAUAGGAAUCACUGUGGCUGUGAGAAACGGUACUGGUAGCCAUUUUUAACACAUACCAGGUUUUACAUGCUACGUUAAUAACUUUUCAAAAUUGAAGCAGAAUUUGUUUUAAAUAAGCAUUUACCAUGCUUUACAUUUGCUAACUUAAUUUUGAGUAAAAUGUCAGUUACCACCCGAACCCUUCAAAUCUAUAUUGUUAGGUUUGAUUCGAAUAUCACUAUGAAGGCCGUUGGAUUAGUUUGGCAUAGGUCAUUUUUAAAAGUAUAUCACCUAAAUGACGUAUUGUUUUUUAUUUGCUCUAAGUAGAGCUUUUCUAGGUCUUCAUACUUAGGGCCCUAUCAUCAGUCGCUACUGCAAUUCAGGAAGGCUGGAAUAUUUCUAGAUUUCUACUGUUCCGUGUCAUCCUCAGUGCUGUCCUAUUGUGAGGCAAUGUUUUAUUUUUGAAUUGUAGAAAAUUUCAGUCUAUAACAGGUGUACAAAUCAAAAACAUGAACAGUUUGAUGAAAAUAGAUAUUUGUAACAUAUCCUCAAAAUAUAGCGCUGACACGGAACAGUAGAAAACAAAGACAAUCAAGGAGGUCAUAAAGGCGUCCGACAAUUGUAGGAAUGACCCCUUAGUACUUGUAAAGUGCUUGUUGCAUGAUGUUUUAGAUGUUUAAUGUGAAUUAUCAAGCUUUACAGACUGAUUUUCACGUUCCGUCCAUUAUGUGAUGUUUUUUUGUUUUCUUUGUAUUUGCAAUGGAAUGCACGUUUUUAUACUUUCCUAAUAAAAUGGGAAACAACAUCA
This is a messenger RNA of Acanthoscelides obtectus, 10752 nucleotides long. Lineage: Eukaryota; Metazoa; Arthropoda; Insecta; Coleoptera; Chrysomelidae. The record is from the annotation of a GenBank genome assembly.